Coregonus sp. 'balchen' is the source of this 10907-nucleotide messenger RNA. The record is from the annotation of a GenBank genome assembly. NCBI's taxonomy places the organism in Eukaryota, Metazoa, Chordata, Actinopteri, Salmoniformes, Salmonidae.
AUGCUAGUUGAAUUAACUUCUGAGUUCGUAACGAACCAGAAAGCUAAAUUGAACUAGUAUGUGCAAAGAGCCAAUCAGGAUUAAGACUCCAUUGUAUCUCUCUCUCUCUCCUCUGUCUCUGUGUGUGGUGUUCAGGUGGAGUUGUUUGAGAAGGACAUAGAGUAUCUGAAGACAGAGCUCAACCACGUCUCGGCCACUGACACAUCCCCUAUCAGUCUCUAUGAGUACUUCCACAUCUCUCCUAUCAAGGUAAGCUUCGGUGUCACCACAGUGCAUUUACUGUGUGUUAUAUUGCGUUAGGACACCAUGGUCUGACCAUUAAAAUCUCUAGGCCCUUUAGUCAUGAAGUGUUAUUGACCAGUUAUGUACCAUAGCAAGGGCUUCUGACCAGUAAAAACGUAUGGGCUUGGACUUUUUCCUGGUCACAUCAUAGGGUCAGUAAAUCUGCCCUAGGGAUGAUCUAUCUAUAAAAAUGCAUGUUUGUUUGGCAGCUGCACCUGAGUUUCUCUCUGAGUUCUGGAGGAGAGGAUGGUAACAAGGAGAAGAGGGAGACCGAGAUCAUCCCUGUCCAGUCCCUCAAUCUGCUGCUGAAAAGCAUCGGCGCAACCCUCACUGACGUGCAGGAUGUCGUCUUCAAGUAUGUACACAUACAAUUGUAUUUUAUCAGGGAGUCAUACUGAGACCAAGGGCAAUUUUACAGAUGAGCCCUGAAUUACAGAAAAUACACACAUCAAUAUUAAUACAAAAUGCAAGCAGAAAGAACAACACGGUCAUAAAAAAUAAAUAAAACAUUAAUCAGUUAUAAGGUCCUCAAUCAGCUUUAUGAAUUGCCCUAGAGGCACCAAAACAUCACAUUUUAAGAACAUUUAGAAAAUUGUUCCACAAUUAAGGUGCAAGAAAACUAAAAGCUGAUUUACCGAACUCAGUAGAGACCAAAGGAAUUUCCAGAGUUAACCGUCCCUGACACCGGGUGUGGUAACUCGUAUGUCUAAAGUUUAGUAAAGAUGUUAGGUACAGUUUGACUUUUUGUAAAAGGACUUUAUAAAUGAAAACAUAGCAAUGUAUCAACCUACUAUACGUGACAUAAAAGAGAGCCAACAUUUUCGCCCGUAAUAAAGCGCAGUGUGCGAUGAUAAACUGCAUCUAACGGCUGUAAUGAAGUGGCAUCUGCGUUCAUAUAGAUGAUGUCGCCAUAGUCUAGGACCGAUAGGAACGUCGACUGAAUAAUCUGAUUUCUACAAUUUAGCGAGAGGCAGGACCUAUUUCUAUAGAAGAAGCCCAUUUGUAUUCUCAGCUUCUUAACUAACCCAUCAAUAUGCUUUUUGAAGGACAGCUUUUCAUCUAUCCAGAUGCCCAGAUAUUUGUAAUAAGGGACAUGAUCAAUGUAGACACCAUCCAGAGUACAUAUGCUUAAAUCAUCAGUUAUUUUUGUGCUCUAGAAAACAAUGUAUACUUAGUUUUACCUGCAUUCAAUACUAAUUUCAGGUCAGUCAAGUUUUUAUGUAAUAGAAUGAAGGCAGACUGUAGUUCAGAUGGAGCCUGGUCAACCGUGGGGGCAAUAGCAUACACAACAGUAUCAUUGGCAUACAAGUGCAGGUUAAAAAUUUAUAUUGUUAGUGUAAAAAGUACAGGACCCAGAAUUUACCCCUUCUGGACACCUUUCGUAAUAUCCAGGAAACCUGAUUUAACACCAUUGAGUUCUAUCUGUCAAGUAAUUUUAAAGCAGUUACAUGUAUCCUGGUCUAGGCCAAUUUGAGGAAAGCCUUUAAAUUAGCAGUGAGUGAUCAACAGUAUCGAAAGCCUUUGACAGGUCAGCACAUUGUUGCCUUUUUUCCAUCCAGUUAACCACAUAAUUUACAACUACGGAUGCAGCAGAGGUAGUGCUAUGGUCUAAAACCCGACUGAUGUACAUUUUAGAAUACAUUUCAAAGAUAAGAAAGAUCUUAGCUGAAAAUUAAUUAAGGAUUCUAAUAUUUUAGCUAGGCAAGGAAGUUUGGAAAUAGGGCGAUUUUAAUUAUUUAGGACACAAGGGUCAUCACCUUUGUGAAGGAGGAGUACAUGGGCUGCCUUCCAUACCUUGGGGAUAGUACCAGAUAUAAUUGUCAGGUUAGAAAUAUGGGUUAAUGAUUCAACAAUAAGGGGGGCAGACAGCUGUGGCAAAAAUGGAUCUUAACAAUCUUAAGUAAGUCAUCUAGCACAUCACAGAUAGUAAAUUGUUGAAAUGAAAACAGAUUCACUAGAAGUUGAAUCAGCUAGAGGCUGGCCGAGGGAAGAGCAGUCGAUUGACCGACCAGGGUCAAUUAAACCACAGUUUCUUACAAAUAAAAAGCCUGCCAUGAUGAUGAUGAUGAUGAUGAAGAAGAAUAAAAGCAUGACUUAUUCCAUUCUUCUCAGUGAUGCCAGAGUCAGACAAAACUUGCUUAGGCAGGGAAGAAGAGGAAUUUGUACGCUUCCGUGCAUUUAUUGUUUUCCAACAUUUUUAAGAAUCACCAGCAGAGUCAGAGAGAGAGCUUAAAAAGUAGCUUGAUUUAGCUUUCUUAAUCGAGAUUGUCAGUCCAAUACAGAGUCAGUUUUCCUUGCUUUGGCCCCGGCCUGAUACCUCAUCUGAAUGAGCUCAGAUAGCCCCGAAGAUCUAACCCUUGGUUUUCUAUCUUUGACUCUGAAUUGUUUAAAGGGGUGUGUUUAUCUGCCAGAGGAAUAAAUAUGGAGGAUAUAUUUUCUAGAGCCAACUCAGGGUCAACUCAGAGUUGGGAAUAUAGGAGAUAGUGGCUUAACCGGAGUAGAACAUAUCACGUAAAAUGAUAAUGGCUCGCUCGCUCUCUCACACACACACACACACACACACACACACACACACACACACACACACACACACACACACACACACACACACACACACACCAUACAGAGACUGUACAAAACCACUUAAUGCUAUUUAUUUGCUUAUGGCAAGGCUUUAUUCGACCAUGUCCUUGUUUUGUAUACAUUUACACUAGUGUCUGACCCAAAGUCAUUUUCUGUAACUUCCUUAGAUUGGCCUUCUUCGAGCUGACCUUCCAGUUUCGCACUCGCCAGCAACUACAAUGGGAGGUCAUCAGACACUACUCGAAACAGGUAACAUCUCACACACAUUCCACUCCAAGUGGGCACUAAUGGCCAAAUCCUAAUUGGAAAUGUGCACAUCCAACGGCAAUGUUCCCACAAGUCUCCCAUUUACUUCAAUUAAUGAUUUAUGCGAAAAAUUGAGUUCAAUACAGGUUCCUCAUGUUAGGAUUCCCCUUUCUAACAAGUAAUUUAGUUACUAUGAUACACAACUGAGCCAUGUUCUCAUCUGUGUCCCAGGCGAUAAAGCAGAUGUAUGUGCUGGUGUUGGGCUUGGACGUGCUGGGAAACCCCUUUGGACUGAUCCGAGGUCUGUCGGAGGGAGUGGAGGCUUUCUUCUACGAGCCCUAUCAGGUGAGACUACAGUACAACCAAUAUGAACCACACCAGGUAGGAGCUAAAUCACUUGUAGCACUGAACACUGCCAGUAUGGAUGUGUAAUACUUGACACAGUGCGGUAGUUAUCUGUAUAGGUGGUAUGUAUCUGAGUAAUUCUGUUUUGGGGUUCCUCAGGGAGCUAUCCAGGGGCCAGAGGAGUUUGUGGAGGGUAUGGCGCUGGGGGUGAAAGCGCUGGUUGGAGGAGCAGUAGGUAAGUAAUGCUCUCGCUCAUCUCUUUUCUUCUAACCUUGAUUCUCUUUAGUUCCCUCUGCCAUCCCUCCACUUCUGACUUAACUGUAUUUCCCCCCUGACAUAUCUCUCUCUCCUCUCUACUUGGUCCCUCUCUCUUCUUCUCCACUGUGUGUUCACUCUGUCCCCUCUCCCAGGUGGCAUUGCGGGCGCUGCCUCCAGGAUCACAGGCGCCAUGGCGAAGGGUGUGGCUGCCAUGACGAUGGACGAGGAGUACCAGCAGAAGAGACGGGAGGCCAUGAACAAGCAGCCUAGCGGCCUGAGAGAGGGCCUGACCCGCGGAGGCAAAGGACUGGUGUCUGUGAGUCUGACCCACUAUAGUACACUAACCCCAAUACUGCCUAACUGGUGUCUGAUAAUCUAACCCAGCAACACCAGCACAACCGGGACCUGUUCAGUAGGACCCAAUGUAGCAAAACAUUUUGCAGGGGUAAUUGAAGAUAAGCAUUGUUGUCAAUUGAACACAACCAGUAUAGCUGAGCAGUAGAAACAGUUUCUUAGACCGGUUCUCUCUCAGACCUGCUGCUGUCUGUAACACUCUCCCUUUCUCCAUCUCAGGGCUUUGUCAGUGGGAUCACAGGGAUCGUCACCAAGCCCAUUAAAGGUGCUCAGAAGGAGGGCGCGGCGGGCUUCUUUAAGGGUGUGGGCAAGGGGCUAGUGGGUGCUGUGGCCAGACCCACUGGAGGCAUCAUCGACAUGGCCAGCAGCACCUUCCAGGGCAUCAAGAGGGCAGCUGAGACGUCCCAGGAUGUGGAGAGUCUGCGUCCGCCUCGCUUCAUCCACGAGGACGGGGUCAUCCGACCAUACAAGGAAAGAGAGGGCAUCGGCAGCCAGAUGCUACAGGUAACAGGAAUUCUCUGGAAAACGAAACUAACCCUUAUUUCCUCUGUAAACAGAUGGCUCCCCUGACCUGGGUGGUGUUCAUUAGGCACCAAAUUGAAGAAAACAAACUGACAUUGGGAAGGGACUACAUGAACCUGCUCAUCUUCGUUUUCUGUUGCAAAACUUGUUUAAAAGUUUUCCCUCUCGUGUCCUAAUGAACACGACCCUGAGGUAUUCCUCAUCACAAGGUCAAGGUUCAUGUUAACAUAGAAACAUCCCCUUUCUCUCCAUCUCUCACUCCACUUCUCAACCCCUUAUUACAUCUCAGUCCAGAUAGAUUUUCAUCGUCAUUAUCUCUUUCAUCCUCACCUCUGAUAAUGUGUGUUCACCCACCUGCUCUAAAGUUCUCCUAUAGAGCAUGGCUGUUGUAGCUCUCUGUGUGUGUAGUCCGACUUAGUGAUGGAAGUGGCAGAGGUCAAGUUCCUGCCCGACUAGAUGCUCAUGCGUUGCAUUGCAUCAACCAAUGGUUGCAUUCCACGUCAUGGAGUCGGGCAUCACUGUGCAGUCGGGCAUCAGAUUGCUAUAUCAAAUGAUGUGGUUAGCUAAUAUGUUAAAUACCUAUCCAGGCGUUGUAAAAUCUGGCAUGCGUCUGCAAUGUAGUCGAGCAGGAACAUGACCAGAGUUGGGGCCGAUUCCAUUUCAAUUCAGUCAAUUCAAUUUGACUCUGAAUUGAAAUGGAAUUGACCCAACCCUCGUCAGUGGCCUGUAGGGCUGUAGUGGAAUGGGACCGUCAUGAGCAGAAGCUGUAGUGAGCCAAGGCAUUGAUGUGUUGGCUGUAAUUUUGUUUUGUGUAGUUGUGGUGUCACUAUACUUGUGGUUUCUAGCUGUAGCUUGUGUACAAACAGUUUAUCUUGAAGCUGUACUGUACUUCUGUAUUGAUGUUUCAUUGAGAAUGCUGAAGUGUUGUGAUCAUUUUAUUCAAAAACAAGAUUUCCAUAGAGCUAGAGAUUAAUAGUAGCGUCAGAGACUGCCUGCCUGUCUGCCUGCCUGUAUGUCUGCCUGUAUGUCUGCCUGUAUGUCUGUCUGUCUGCCUGUAUGUCUGCCUGUAUGUCUGCCUGCCUGUAUGUCUGCCUGUAUGUCUGCCUGUAUGUCUGCCUGUAUGUCUGCCUGUAUGUCUGCCUGUAUGUCUGCCUGUAUGUCUGUCUGUAUGUCUGUCUGUAUGUCUGUCUGUAUGUCUGUCUGUCCUGACGUUGGCUUUGUCUUCUCUUGUCAUGUCCACAGAAUACCGUGGUCUCCACUGAAUGGAGUAGAACUGUCAGUGAUGAUGAUGAUGCUGAUGAUGACGAAAAAGCACUGUAUACAUCAAAUGUGUUAUUGUUACUAUUAUUGAUGUGGAUGAUAAGUAGAAUGGAAUUGAUAAGCACUGGUUAAUGCUUUGGUCUUUCAUAGUUUAUCUUGAAGCUGCACUGUACCACUGUACCACUGUACUGGCGUUUUGAGUCGUGAAAUGUGAUCAUUUACUUCAAUGGAAACGAGAUGGUUUUGUAGAGCUAAAGAUUAUUAGAGACGGGCUUGUCUGUUCUGACUUUGGCUUUGCCUUCUCUCUUGUCAUGUCCACAGAAAAGGGUGGCCUUCACUGAAUGGAGUAGGACUGGCAAUGAUGAUGAUGAUGAUGAUGAUGACAGCUAGAAUGGAAUUGCUAAGUCCUAGUUGAUGCUUUGGUCUUCCAUAGCUUUUAAUGUGUCCUGUCUGUUUGUGUCGGUCAUUGUGGAGUAGCCUGCUCCAGCAGGAUAUUUUAACAUUCAAUGCCUCCUGAAGAACACGAAUAACCAGCUGCCAGCCCAUUUGUCAUUCUCGGCUGUUCUUAUUUUUUGGUAACUCUAGAUAUGCACUGUAUUUGAAUUGUUUUAAUAAAACACCUAUGUAUUCUCAGGAUUCUGCUGCUGCAGGACCCCUUGCAAUUUGUCAUGUAAAACCAUAAUUCUACUUAUUUUAACAGUCAUCUGUCAUUUAACCUUCUACCCUAUCAUGUAAGGGGGAGGAGUCAGAAAACCAAGAGACUCGUCAAUGAUAAUAUUUGAUCAGAAAAUAAUUCAUAAUAUUCUAUCUUAGAGCAAGGGGAACAUUUUAGUUUAUAUUAUUCAUAUUAAAGCUGGAAUCCUUAAUGGGAUUUUUGUAUCUACUUCCCCAGAGUCUGAUGAACUAAUGGAUACUAUUUUUAUGUCUCUGUGUCCAGUAUGAAGGAAGUUAGAGGUAGUUUUGCAUGCCAAUGCUAACUACCGUUAGCACAAUGACUGGAAGUCUAUGGGUAUCUGCUAGCAUGCUCACCUCUGACCACAAAACAAAAACAAUAACAAAUAUGCUGGGGGCGGACAGUGGUGCUGUUUCCCCUAAUGCAUAUUCCAUCUUAAGUUAAUAUGAAAUAUAUUGUAUUGGUCUGGACAGGAGGUACGUAAUAGUCAGUCAGCAGUCCUCCAUCUUGGCAUUUUGGUCCCUCCCUCUUUCAUAAGAGUCCUUGCUAUGCGCUCAGUCAUUUACUCAUAGCCAGCACCACUUCCCUUCCUUCUGAAUAAAGUGCAUUUUGAAACAUCUAUUUCAUCGUCUUCUCAUCCCUACCUUUUCCUAUCACUUCAUCAACACUCAUUACCAUGCUGUUAUGAACAGAUUAUAAACGGUCUAUAACAGGUAUGCAUUGGACUCAAUGAAGUAUCAGUGUACCGCAGUGGAAUAUUUAGAUGUUGUUUGACAUAUCUCCAGUCAAAGAUGAAAGAUGAUGGCCCUGUUUGAAUACAUUAAAAGCAACCUUCCUUCCCUUGAAGUUAUCACUGAUCUUACGCAAAUUGAUGUGGAAGCACUGUUGUAGCACAGCUUUCUCCAAGCCAGCCAUGUCAGAUCAGGAAUUCCUUCAAAGAGGGGAGAAAGGAAGGAUGCAUUCAUCAAGUAAGCAAACAGGGCCUAGGAAGUGUCCAGUAUACAAGUUAUUGUCAGAUCAGUAGGGAAAGUCGAUGUAGGUCAGUAACAAUACUCGUCAGAUCAUCUGCCAGAGCCAGUGAAAUGGUGACCAUUCCGAAGCCAUUUUAAUCUAACUUUGAAAAAGGUACCAAAUUACUCAUUUAUGUAUCAAAUCAACAGUAGACUUAGCAUAUAGCAUAGCAUAUGUGUUUACAUACCCAAUUUGAAAAAUGUGUGCAUAUUUUCUAGAAAAUGUGUUUAAACAAACCUGAUAAGUUAAUUUUUCUCUUUUAGAAAAUUGAAAAUGGAAGGUUCGCCAAGUACAGAUACUUUGCGCACGCCAAAGUGAACGAGUCCGAUUUCCUGAUGAUCACCAAAAGGUAGGAGGCUGGCUCGGGUUUGCUUUAAAAGUGGACUGCAGUGGCCUACAGAGUGCUGUUGUUUCAGUUCCUGUGUCACUGUCUUGAAUGUUCUGAGGCUCUCUCUCUCUUGCGUUUCGCCAGGGGAAUCUUUUUCGUGACCAAAGGUACAUUUGGGCAGCUGACCUGCGAGUGGCAGUAUCUGUUUGACGAGUUCACCAAGGAGCCCAUGAUCGUGGAGGGGAGGAGGCUUCGGAUCGAGGCCAAGGUAUCCUCAUCUGCUCAUUGUGAUCCAUACACACUAAUAACUACCACAUGAAACUCUCUUUUACUAAACUGCUUAUCAUAUCCAUCUGAAUAAACCGCUCCCGUUUCCAACCUGCAUGAUACUCACCAAAGAAGUAGCUUUCACUAGCUGGAAGAAAUACCCCUGCAUAAGAAAUACCCCUUCACUCAUUUGCAUCCAAACUGUUUGUUCCUCUGUAUUAACACUAGAACCACUGGGCUUUGAGGGACACCCCUUCAAGCUAAUGAGAAGUCAUUCUGACUGCAACUUUCUAACAGUUUAAUUAAUACAUGUCAUAUAUGCUAUUGGUAAAAUAAUAAUUUGGUUGUGUUCAUGAAGGUGUUAAGUAACAUAAUAAUAAAAUAGCAUUUAUUAGUUUGUUACUGUAGGCUAUAUGUAAAAACACAAACACAAAUUCAACUGUUCAAUCAAUUUUAUUCAUGGUAUUUUGUUACAACAAUGAAACAGAAACCAUGUGUUGGAACAGAUUUUUUUAUUUAUUACAAAAUACCCCAACCACACAGACGCAUUGGUCAGCCUAACGCGUGUUCAAAUUAUUAAAAAAGUAGCCUAAACAUAAUUAUAAGCGCCAAGUGUGCUUGAUAAUUAGUGAAAAUCUGCACAAAAGCAAUUAUAAUGAAUGUGUUGAUAUGAUAGCAGUCAAUUGUCAAUUAUUUUCAGCUGGUGCUUACAUGGUGUGCAUUUUCACACAAUGGCAUCAGUUGGAUUUCAUUUAGCGCUUAUCCCUUUUCUUAAAUCUUCGCCACUUUCACUUGAUUGACACACUUCCCACAAACACGUCACUUGCAGGUGAUACAGGUGUCUAGGGUCCUGGGAGCUGUGCGCAAUUUGGCUCGUGGGGAAUCUUUGCUGCUGCCUUGGCCCUCAUGUCUCUCACGUAGCCCGUAUGCCAGACUCAUGAUGAUUCUCUCCUGGGCAUGGUGUUGUCGAUGCACUGCUUGAACAACACUUGUGCGUUGAUGGCAGCCAAGUCACGCUUGUUGUAGAACACAGCAACAGGCCAGCGGUGGGUGCCUCCUUUCAGAGUACAGCCGUGCCUUCUAAUCCAAAACAGCCACACCAACCUAUGGAACAGAAUUGAGUAGAAAACAUUAGCAUUAUUUUCCCAUAGGAAAAACAACACGUGUUAUACAGAAGAGCAUAAUGCAUUGCAUAAGUUUGUCUAUAUAUGGCAAUGGAUAUGAUGUAAUAUUGACAUGCCUUUGCUUGGUUGUAGUGCGUAAUAGUAUCCGUUUUUCUCUUAUUGUGUCCCUGUCGAUGGCAACUGUCUGAUGCAUGGUGCUCAUGACAGAAAUGGUAUUUCUUGCCUUGCAUUAGUAAAGUGUGAGUUGUCUUGUCAUUCUUCAGCACCAUUGUAGAGUACAACGCCUGUGCAGGUGCCUUAUUUUGCACAGAGGGAGGGAGCUCCCGUCUCGUUUUGUUCAUGGUGCCGACUAGGCUUGUUUUAUUUGCAAGCAACUUGUUCGCCAAUGACAGUGAAGUGAAUAAAUUGUCCUUGCCAACGUAAGGUUCCACAAGCCUCAUCACCACAUUCUCCGACACUCACUCAUCUGCUGCCCGAUGUGAAUCUUUUCCCAAACGGUGCCGUCCCUUCCUCACUCCUGUCUCACGGUUUCAUUUGGUAGUGGCGCAGGCACCUGCUCAGUGCGUACCGUUCUGGCUUUUUUGCGCUUAGGCCUCGGAGGUGUAGGUUCAGGCUGAGGCUCAGAAUCAGAAGAAUAAUCAUCAGAUGUCAUGAUUCAUUUCUUCCCCACCAUCUGAGUCGUUUUCAUUCAGAUCUUGUAGCAGUGCUAACGCAGCAUGAAGCAUGUAAAUUGCGCACACUUUCACUGUGUACUCCAAGUAGACCUUAGUAGACUGAUAAGACUGCUUGGAUUUGGUGCUGAUAUAGGGUACAUAACAUUUUGAGAUUAUAAUUAGAAUAUACCAAUAGAAUGGCCCGCCCUGUUCUUCAUUCACAAUUGGUGAUUUACAUAAUUAUGCAUUGUUUGCUUCCCCUCCCUCAUCAACUUACCCAUUCUCCCUCUUUUUCCCCCAUCCUACUUUACUUCAGUUAUUUCAUCUGUUAUGUGUAAAAUUAGUUUUGGUAUAUUUUAGGCUCCGUUUCGAGGCAAUUAUUGGGGUGAUUAUCAACUGGGCACUACACAUUCCAAUGUCGGGAGAAGGAGCAGAGCAGGCCCUACUGUCAGGAGGAGGGAGGGGGCAACGGGGGAAAACCCAUUCAAUAAUGCCCUCUUAAAACUGGUUAUAACUUCAGUUCUGUUUGUGAUAUUAAGAUUCUAACACUGAUAGUGUGUUCUAUAGACUUAUUUAGGGAAAGUCAAGGACAGAGGUGGACAUGACUUUUAAAAAAUAUAGUAAUAAAAUAAAUACAUUCAUAACCAGUCAAAAUGACUGCUUUAGCAGUUCUAGUGCUAACAGUAUCUCACAGUACAUCCCCCUAUUUCUCAGAACUCGUGUGGAACUAAAAACCUCUUUCCUGUGUUUCAGGAGAGAGUAAAGUCUGUGUUUCAUGCCAAAGAGUUUGGGAAGAUUAUAAACUUCAGAAGUCCAGAAAUAGCCAAGGUGGGUUAACACAAAACUCACACAAUAGUUUAUUUAGGAUGUGGUUCAAGUUGUAAUGUGACUUUUGAUGGUGAAGUUCUAUGGUGUAGUAUUGAAAUGUGUGUGGUUUUGUUCAUCUGCAGUGGGUUCUUACCAAGCUUGAAGACGCCAGGGAGAGUCUACACAAAUACUGA